Grus americana (Whooping crane) is the source of this 1069-nucleotide messenger RNA. It is a transcript of the gene KCNMB4, whose product is annotated as potassium calcium-activated channel subfamily M regulatory beta subunit 4. Gene Ontology annotation, biological process: potassium ion transport; detection of calcium ion. Gene Ontology annotation, cellular component: membrane; voltage-gated potassium channel complex. NCBI's taxonomy places the organism in Eukaryota, Metazoa, Chordata, Aves, Gruiformes, Gruidae. The coding region runs from base 1 to 636 and encodes 211 amino acids. Gene Ontology annotation, molecular function: potassium channel regulator activity; calcium-activated potassium channel activity. The record is from RefSeq and is a predicted model, not a curated record. The transcript is spliced from 3 exons.
AUGGCGCGGAACCGGGCGGCUUACGAAUACACGGAAGCGGAGGACAAAAGCAUGCGGUUGGGUUUCCUCCUUAUCGCAGCCGGUUUGCUUUCCUUACUGGGUUUGGGUUGUUGCUGGUUGCGUCCGGCUUUGCAGGAACGGGGCGGCGGUGGCUCCGCUAACUGCACGGUGCUGGCGGUGCGGCAGCUGGGGGAGCGCUUCACCUGCACCUUCUCCUGCGGGGCUGCCUGCCGCGGCACCGCCCGCUACCCCUGUCUCCAGGUCCUGGUCCGCACCUCCCGCUCCUCCGCCCCUGCCCUGCUCCAUGAGGACGAGCGGCAGCUCCGCACCAACCCUAAGUGUUCGUACAUCCCUCCCUGCGCAAGAGACGAUCAGGAGAACUCUGAGAACGUCACGUACAAGCAGAAAUACUGGAAAGAGAAAGUGGGUUCCCAACCGUUUACAUGCUAUUUUAACCAGCACUUGAGGCCAGAUGAUGUGAUGCUGAAGCGCACCCAUGAUGAGACUGUCCUCUUGCACUGCUUCCUCUGGCCUCUGGUUACGUUCCUGGUCGGAGUCCUCAUCGUGGUCCUGACCAUCUGUGCCAAGAGCUUGGCUGUCAGGGCAGAGGCAAUAAAAAAGAAGAAGCAUUUGUAAAUGGCAAGGCUCCUGACGGAAAAGAAAAACCUGCAAGAAGGUCUCCAAUGGGGCAACUCGAUACACCUGCAGGUCUGUGGGAUGCCCAGCUGUGCUCCUUCCAGUGUCUCAUCUGAUGGUGGAGUUGCUCUUGCCUCAGGAUUAUUCUUGGGAGACUUCCCCAUGAAAUGUCAGCUAACUGCUUCUUUUGCUAUGACAGUAAAUAAGUAUAUUCUACCAAAAAAAAAAAAUCUACACUGUACCAAAUAUGCUGUGUGCUGUUAGUCCCGAACAACAGCUACCCAGGUCCUAGCGGUAUUGAGAUACAGUUUAUAAAACCCCCUGAUGCUGCUCAUUUCAUCUCCACAAAGUGAUCUUUACUAUUGUUUAAUAGUAAAUAUUUAAAAUAUUUACUUUACGAUAGACUGUAUUUCCAAAAUAAUAAAAUUUGGUU